This is a messenger RNA of Dalotia coriaria, 2573 nucleotides long. RefSeq lists its product as uncharacterized. The transcript is spliced from 7 exons. The record is from RefSeq and is a predicted model, not a curated record. The coding region runs from base 370 to 1344 and encodes 324 amino acids. Lineage: Eukaryota; Metazoa; Arthropoda; Insecta; Coleoptera; Staphylinidae.
CAUACGUGUUUAAACAACGCACGUCGACGUCCGAGCUGCUCAUUUCGUUGGCGGCCUCACAACAAGUAGCGUCGCACGCGACCUCCACGCUAUAUUUAAAUUAUUCGCCGAAUUGAUUAUUAAGCUAGGAAAUUUUAAAAACAAUUGAAACUAAUCAUACAAGUGCAGUGUGAAAUAUCUCAGCAAAUAACCAAACAUAUACAGUAUUGAAUUAUUAAUUCUUAUUAAAUAAAAGUUGUACAUAAAUAUUGAUGUAUUUUAAACCAAGGCUGUGUCUGUAAACAUAAGUGAUAAUUAAUCACAGGUGCCAUCAAGCAAGGAACCGGAUUAUAUUAGACGAAAAAAAAUUACGUCAGACAAGGUAAAAUAAUGGAAAGUCGGUAUUUACAAGUUAUUUUUCUGUGCGUGUGUUAUUCUCUCAUCUCGUCUGUUCAGUGUCAUUUGCGUAAACCUUUGAAUGGAACUUUGCAAUCAAAACGACUAAAAUCUGGGCCUGUGUUCCUCAUUGACUACACAACAAUACUAGUAACACAAUUCUCAUACGACAAUGGUAAAUUUAAGAACUCUAUAAAUAGACAUAACAAGUGGUUCAAAGGUAUUCUUCGUCGAGGCGAUAACAGAACUGAAUUCGUUGACCUGACGUUCAUGAAUUCAACAAACGCUCAGUUGUUAGCUAAUUUAUACCUAGGUUUGAAUAUGUAUUUACAAGUCCAGGAAAACAGCCAGUAUGAUGCAAGGCAUUUAUCAGCCAUUGCAAUCGUUAACGAUAAGAAUGAGAUAAAAGCUGCUGUAUCUAUAGACGCUAACGAUCUUUUAGAUUUGCCAGAAAAAGAUCAUUUUUUCUCUCCUAAGGAUAAUCAAACCUUAUUUGUAUAUCCCAAAUGUUGUCCACUCAAGAGUUACUUGAAAAAAGAAUCUGAUUGGAAUUGUGCUAGCAAACAUGAAGCUGUCACGGGUAGUGUGGAACGAGUCCCACUUUACAAAAAUCGUGGAACUCAGUAUGAUGAUGAAGGAUUAAAGACUAAGGAUAUUAUCUAUGAGCCCUUUUAUUAUCCAAUAAAUUGCAGUCAGAAAAAUAUACGAGUAAAACUCGAUAGCGAAGACAAAUUUAUUUUGUUGAGCAACCUGGAAAUUUUGGUUGAUGAUGUAAAAAGACCACAAGCACAUUGUCUGGAUUUUUAUCCAGAUAAAAAUCAUGUUUUUCAUGAAGCUGUGUACGUAUGCUUAUCAGAUAUGGAUGUGGAUAUGAAUAAAACAGAUAUUUUUAAUUUAUUUUCAUCGUCCGCACCGACGGCUACACCGACAGUAUUACUACUUUUAAGUUUAUUUCUAUGUCUAAAAUAAAGUAAUUACUAUCGAUAAUAUCUAUUUAUAUUUUUAUUGAAUCAGAUAAGAUAUCUCCUCGAUUCUCAGAACAUAACAACAUUUCAAAUAUGCUUAAUAUAUUAAACAAAUAUUUCAGUUGCUCUCGCGUAUUGAAGCAUUGAAGUAUAUCAACAAAAAAUGUUGUUACGAGGUUUUUCACUUGUACUAAUAAUAUUAUCAAUUAUUACCGACACCACAUCGUACGGCGACAGUGUACUUCGCAAACCAUUAAAUGGCACAUUUUCAUCAAAGCGAUUGACUAGUGGUCCAAUAUUCCUUCUUGAUUCUCGCACGAUCUUAGUUACGCAAUUUACCUAUUCUAAUAUAUAUUGGAAAAAUGUCUUAGAACGUCAUAACAAGUGGUUCAAAGCUAAGUUAGUAAAUAAUACCUUGGUUGAUCUCGAGCUUUCUGAUGAAAAAGAUGCACAUAUCAACAAACGGAAAUACUAUGGAGAAAAUAUUAUCUUGAAAGUGCCAGACUCUCCCCAAUUCAAUAUUUUUAGUUUUGACGAGUUGGUGAUAGUAAACGAUGACAAUAAAAUAAAAACAUCGGUAAAAAUUACUGAUACUGACAAGCAUGAUUUGCCUGACCAUGCCACCGAUACAAUGAUGGCGCUAUAUCAUAACGGAAAACCUAGGUUUUUUUACCCAAAAUGUUCUCCAUUUGAUAGUUAUUCUGUCAAUAGUGACACUAUCGCAACAGGAACAUUCCGGGAAAUGCAACGAAUUCCAAUCCAUGAAGUGAAAAACGAAUCAUACAAUACUGACCCAUUUGAACCCUUCUACGAACCGUUCUAUUCUCCACUGCAAUGUACAAGAUUCAUUAUGGAUGAAGAGGAUAAUAUAACUGUAUUGAUGAAUUUGCGUUUGAUCACUCCCAAUUACCCCGAUUUAAAAUUAGCGUGUCUUGAUGGGAGUACGGAAGAUGGAGAAGACAUAGUAAAGGAACGCGUGUAUGUGUGUUUAGAUGAGGACAAAGGUGGCGCGCGAACGUAUUCAUCUUCAUCUUUUUCUUUACUAUCCGUGUUAUCGGUAAUUUGUAUUUGGCAAUCCGUGUCUCAUAUUUUUAUAAAUUAAUUUCCAGAAAUUUAUAAGUUCUGUUUACCUUAGAUUAGUGUUAUCUAUGUUGUCGCUGACUUUAUAUCUCUAUCUGUACAGUCUACAAUUCAUUUGUAUACGAGAUUGACUAGUAAAUCUCUUUUUAGCAA